Mycena citricolor is the source of this 1551-nucleotide messenger RNA. NCBI's taxonomy places the organism in Eukaryota, Fungi, Basidiomycota, Agaricomycetes, Agaricales, Mycenaceae. The record is from the annotation of a GenBank genome assembly.
CGAAUCUCCGAGGCCCGCGAUGGAGUCCGUCCCGUCCUUUGUCCAUUUUCUGGGUGAUGCUCAUCUGAAUAGCUGGAAAUGACAACCAGAAUACCUUGACUGCACUGGUGGCCAAUUCGAUGAUCAUUGCGGGGCUCGAGGUCGACACUCUGAACUACACCAUCUAUCAAUGGGAUGCCCAAUGGUGGUCUCUGAGCUUCACGCUCAAGAACGGGACCAAAUUGGGAAUCCCCACCACCGGAUACUGGCCGUACUCGGGAAACAGCGGACUGAGGGGCAUCACCGCACCCGUCAUGGACGCCGGGACCUUUGGAAUGUUCCCAAACAUGGAUGCCGACCCGAGCACACUCAACUUGACGAGGUUUCCCCCGAGCGGCGCGAUCAUCUUCUUUGACAACCCGAGCCCGACGCACAAUUAUUCGGAACCUGGCUAUCAGUUGCUCGGGACAUCACGGGAUAUUGGGGCCGCUGCGAUUCCAGAGCUAGGAAACCUGACUAACCCCCAUUGGCAAUCGGCGAAGACACUCAACUGGACUGCCCUCCGCGAGAUGGGUGUCGUCGGGGCGAUCUCGUCCUGGGUCCACACGUCAGACGAGGAUGCGGCUUUGCAGUUCCUUCCGGACGACGGUGCGCCCGGAGCUACGGAGCUUUUUGACGUGCCGGCGCUCUACGUCGGAAAUUCCACGGGCGAGAUGAUUCGCGGCUUGCUCCGGGACGAUCAAGUCCUCACCGCAGAUCUCGUGCUCUAUGCGCCGAGUACCUUCUCCCCAACUCAGACGGUGAUCGGCCAUCUCAACGGCACCGCGAACACGAAUGCAACAAUCAUUCUCUACACGCACAGCGACGGACCGUCGAUCAUCGAAGAAAACGGACCGAUCCUGUUGUUGACCAUGGCCGAGUAUUUCGCCACAUUGAAGCCGCAAUUGAAUCUGAAUCUUGACUUCGUGGUCACGACUGGACACAUGUCCGGGCAUCACCUCAACGAAUCGCUCUGGAUGGCAGAACGGCCCGAUCUUCUCGCCAACGCGGUCUAUGCUGUGUCUUGCGAGCAUUUCGGCGCCUUGGAGUGGAAGGAUCAGAUGGUGGACGGAGAACCCGUCUAUCAAGCGACAGGAAAUUUGGAGCCCAUGUGGACGAUGGCGAAUGCCUCCCAUGCGAGUGACUUUUUACACCAAUCGUACCUCGACGCGUUCGAUGGCACACCGGAUUCUUUGCGCAUGGCGAUGGUUUCUCCCGGCCGACUGAACGGAAGCAGAUCGAUGUGGUACGGCGUCGGAGGGAGUGGGACGCUGGGGCGUUCGAACAUCCCGACCAUAGGGAUCAUUCCUCAGCCCGACUACUUGUGGGCGGCAAUGGUGGAUGGAGGUUGGAGCAAGUUGGAUAUCCCGACAGUCGUGGCCCAAAUCAAUGUGAUCAUUGAGCUCAUACAGACGUUAGACAGCAAUUGGGCCCAGGAUCACCCGGAAAGUAUCUAGUCUUCACGAGAAAGUACAUAGAGGAUAGAGCGCACAGGAAGAUCGAAAAGGACAAAAUACAAUUCAAUGAUCCGAA